AGCCCACAGAGGCUAGCUGAUGUGGGAGAGGGUUAGCAGCCUGCGGUCCCAGAGCCUGGGCUGGCCUGGGGUCCAGACUGGGCGAAGGGAUCUGCUAGCUUCAAGGUUGUGGGAGGUCCCAGCCACUGAAAGCAGGAGGACAGCUUUUGGAGAGAGAGCUGAGGUCUCCAUCAGUUUCUCCAUAGAGCUGCUUCCUGCACAGUCCUCUCCCAUAGAGAUGGGUUCAGCAGGUUUAUCAGGCUUGACCCGGGGGUGGAGGAGCUCACUUGGCUCUCUUUAGAGCCAGCUGCUGAUGGCCAGGGCAGCCUGUGCUUCUGACACAGCUGAGUUUCUUCAUACCUGAGCAACCUGGCUCCAUCCGUCCAGCCAAAUCCACGUAAGUCUCCUUAAGUACCCUGGGAGGAGCAUGCAGCUCUGCCAGGUAGGUGGCAAGCUCUUGAGAUCCUGGCUGGUCCAUGGGCUCCCUCUGGCUGGCCUCACAUCGGCAUCCCAGGCUGGAAAGUGCUUAAUGCAAGCAAUGCUGGUAGCUCUGCUCUCCAAGCUGCACAAUGGUGGUCGCAGAGCCUUACUGGGCAUGCUGCCCCCGCCUCACCAUGGCUUGGGUUUGCCUGGCUAAGCCUUGCCUGAGCCCCUCUCUUGUGCGGGGGCACUUGCUGGUCCCAUUCCUCAGUGACAUUUAUUAGAGUCCAGGAAGGCUGUUGGAGGGCUGCUGCAAGCAAAUGUGCUGACUCUUGGUGUGGGACAAGUGUCGGUGGUGCCAACAAUGCCCUGCCACUGCCCUGGGGCCAGUGCACCUUCUGGGAUAUGACGCCGCUUCUCUGCCAGGAUGCUAGCUCACUGCUGGUUUUAUUCUGCUCCCUGAGUGCAUUCACCUCAACUCCCGCUGGGGCCGGGUUAUUUCUGAAGCUCUCCAAGGACGUGGGUUGCUGUUGCCGAUAAGCAGAAAUGGGCAGCUCCGCCCCAGCAGGGACGUUUCGUCAGCUGGCUUCAACAUCCGCCCCAGAAAACAUCUUCCUUUCUGGAGGAGUUCUGCUCCUGCAAAUUCACCGCAGGCCCGGUCGUGGGACCCAUGAUGCUGUUCUUGCGCAGGGUGACAGUCUACGCAGUGCUGGGGCUGGGGUCCCUGCUGGUGGGGGUGCUCCCCCAGCCCUGCCCUCCGUCCUGCCAGUGCUACGACGUCUCCAAAGUCUUCUGCUCCGAGGAGAGGAUGCGGGAGAUCCCCGCGGGCCUCCCGGGGAACGCCACCCAGCUCUUCUUCGUGGAGACGGCCCUGAGCAGCCUCCGCAGCGAGGCCCUGGGCUCCAGCACCACCCUCACCAAGCUGGUUUUCCUCAACAACAACAUCCAGGUGCUGGAGGCUGGCACAUUUCAGGGGCUGCCCAACCUCAUGGAGCUGGAGGUCUCGGGCAACCCGCUGUCGGCCGUCAGCCCCGGGCUUUUGGCCGGCCUGCCCAGCCUCAGCAAGCUCUCCCUGAGCUCCAAUGCCAUUCGCUCCCUGGAGCCAGGGCUCUUCAGCACCGCGGGUUCCCUGCAGGACCUGCGUUUGCGGAGGAACAAGAUCGAGGUGCUGCCCCCCGAGAUCUUCCACCCACUCCGGCACCUCCAGACCCUGGACCUCUCCCAGAAUGCCGUGGCCGAGCUGCCACCGGGGGUCUUCCCCCCCCUCGCCUCCCUCCGUGUCCUGAAGCUGAGUGACAACCUGCUGGCCCGGGUGCCACCCGGAGCCUUCCGCAGCCUGGGGCGCCUCAGCGAGCUCCACCUGGACGGCAACCGGCUGACGGAGCUGCCGCGCAGCACCUUCGCCGGCCUUGGGAGGCUGCGGCGGCUGCAGCUGCAGCACAACGCCUUGGGCAGCCUGCACCCCGCCGUCUUCUCCUGCCUCCCCAACCUCACCUCCCUCAGCCUGGAGGGCAACCGCCUCGCCACCCUGCCGGCUGCCCUCUUCCAGGGCACCCCACGGCUCCUCGACCUCUCGGUGGCCCGUAACCGCCUGGAGACGGUGCCCGAGGGAGUCUUCGCCAACCUCUCGGAGGUGCAGACUCUCACGCUGUCGCACAAUGGCCUGGCGCGCCUCCCUGCUGGGGCUUUCCGGGGGCUCUCCAGCCUCGCGGCGCUGCGGCUGAGCCACAACAACCUCUCCAGCCUGGCACCGGGCCUCUUCGCAGGGCUGGCCAACCUGGCGGUGCUGGCGCUGGAGCACAACCGCCUGCCGCGGCUGCCUCCGGGGCUCUUCGACGCCAACGACGAGCUGGUGCACGUGGGGCUGGCGGGCAACCCCUGGGUGUGCGACUGCCGCCUCGCCUACCUCCUGGGCUGGCUGCGGGGCUUCGCCGACCCCCUGGCCCAUGCGCCAGCCUCCUGCGCCCAGCCGGCUCCCCUCCAGGGACGGUCCCUCCUGGAGGCAGUGGGGCAGCGGCUGCCGUGCCGGGGCGAGCUGGCGCUGGAGGAGGAGGAGGAGGCAGCGGGGCAGUGCUCCUACAGCGAUGCCGAGGGCAACGCGCGCCUGGCCUGUGAUGCUGCAGGCUGCCGGCAGCUCAGCCUGCGCCUGCCCGGGGCCGCGGGGCCGGGGCUGCCCUACCGGGGCGCCUGGGUGCUGCGCUCCAGCUGCGGCGCACUGCACAUCAGCGUCAGCAUCGCAGUGCGCAGCAAGGACGGGGCUGCGGCCCCCGCCGGUCCCCCGGCUCCCUGACGGCUCGGGUGCCCACCCAGCUCUGCUCCACCUGGGCUGGCUGCUGUGGCUUCGAAACCUGCCUGAGAAGUGCUGCUGCAUCCCUCCCGAUCUCCCCUGCUGCUGUCGCCAAAUGUGAGAGCUGGACUGGCGGUAUUUAUUCUCGCAGCCAGAUGUUUCCUCUGUAUUUCAAGCAUCAUUAAAUUGUAUAUAUGUACUUCUGUG
Molecule: messenger RNA, 2893 nt
Organism: Dromaius novaehollandiae (emu)
Lineage: Eukaryota; Metazoa; Chordata; Aves; Casuariiformes; Dromaiidae
Product: carboxypeptidase N subunit 2-like
Exons: 2
Coding region: 1070-2689 (539 amino acids)
Cellular component (GO): plasma membrane
Molecular function (GO): protein binding
Source: RefSeq, a predicted model, not a curated record